This is a messenger RNA of Rhododendron vialii, 5456 nucleotides long. Its product is annotated as protein transport protein SEC16B homolog. The record is from RefSeq and is a predicted model, not a curated record. NCBI's taxonomy places the organism in Eukaryota, Viridiplantae, Streptophyta, Magnoliopsida, Ericales, Ericaceae. The transcript has 13 exons. Gene Ontology annotation, biological process: COPII vesicle coat assembly; Golgi organization; autophagy. Gene Ontology annotation, cellular component: endoplasmic reticulum exit site; ER to Golgi transport vesicle membrane. The coding region runs from base 387 to 4877 and encodes 1496 amino acids.
AAAAACCACUAGGCGGGGGGUUGUUCAGAGUUGACACCUCCUCCUCUCUCUCUCUCUCUCUCUCCUGUUUCUCUCUCUGGUGCGAAAUUUUCUUCUCUCUCCUCGAUUCGAUUCGUAAAUUGCUGCUUCGAUCGGGUGAGUUUCUCUGUUUUUUUUUGGUUGUAUGCAUGAUUAAUGAAUUUAUCGCGCUGGCGUCGUUUUGAAGCCUAAAUUGGCAGAUUUUAGCUUUCGUUUGUGUAAUUUACGCUUUUGGAGAAUCGGUGAAACCCUAGAUCUCGCUCGUUUCUGUUUUGGAUCUAGGGUUUUUAAACGUUACGAGCUCGUAAUUUUAGGUUUCGUGGCGAAUUAGUUAGGAUCGAUAGGGUAAGGGUUAGGAGUUUAGGUCGAUGGCUACGGCUCCUCCAUUUCAAGUGGAGGAUCAGACGGAUGAGGAUUUCUUUGACAAAUUAGUUGAUGACGAUGACGAUGGCGAGUUUAAGCCUGCUGCACCGGCCGAAAACGGGAGUGAUUCCGAUGAGGCGAAAACAUUUGCGAAUUUAAGUAUUGGUGAAGAAAAGGGGGAAGCGGUCCGCGGAGAUCUUAACGGCGCGUCGUCGGAUGGGAAUGUUGAGGAGAGUAGGAGGUCGCUGCCUCUGUCCGAUUCGUUUGUUUUCGAUAGUGGGGUUGAACCUGAUGGUGUGGUUUUGGGAACGAAUACAGUGGGUUCUCUUGCUUCGUCCGAUUCGUUUGUGUUUGAUAGUGUGAUUGAAUCCAAUGACAUGGAUAUAGGGACAGAGGAGGUGAUUUCAGAUUCGGCGAUUAGAAAGAGUAAUGAAUCUGCUGGUUCGGGUGUUAAGGAGGUGCAAUGGGCUGCGUUUAAUGCAGAUUCUGGAGAGCAUGCUAGUAAUGGGUUUGGAUCGUGUUCAGAUUUUUUCAGUGAAUUGGGAGAUGGUGCAGUUGAUCCUCUUGGGAAGGUAGAGGAUAAUUUUGGUACUCAAUCAAAGAUCGUAUCUAGCAAUGAAGAAGUUAAAACUAUGCACGGUGACGACGAAUACGGUGAUGCUCAAUAUCAAGAGAAUGUAAAAGCUUAUGAGGCAGGAAUCGGACAAAGUGGAGAUGAGCUGGGUAUAAAUGGGAGUCAAUAUUUGGAGAAUCAAAGUUACGGGGCAGGUAUUGGACAAGCUGCAGAUGGGCAGGAUCUAAAUAGUAGUCAAUCUUUGGAGGAUCUUUAUCCUGGGUGGAAGUAUGACCCGAAUACUGGGCAAUGGUACCAAAUUGAUGGUUAUGAUGCUGCGAAUAAUAUACAAGGGAGCUUCAACUCCAAGAGUUCCGAAAAUUGGGCCGUUUCUGACGGAAAUUCUCAGGCUUCUUACUUGCAGCAUACAGCUCAGUCUGCAAUUGGCACUGUAACCGAAAGUGGUGCGAAAGAGAAUAUAGCUAACUGGAAUCAGUUGUCUCACGGGAAUGUCACAACUGAGAGUGUCACUUAUUGGGAUCAGGCUUCACAAGAGACUGGUGGUGCUGAGAGUGUGUCUAGUUGGAAUCAGGUUUCACAAGGGAAUAAUGGGUACCCAGCACAUAUGGUUUUUGACCCUCAAUACCCUGAUUGGUAUUAUGAUACAAUUGCCCAGGAGUGGCAAUCACUGGAGACCUACAUCUCAUCUGUUCAAUCAACAAGUCAAGCUCAGGGUCUGCCUAAUCAAAAUGGUUUUGCAUCAACUGGAACAUUUUCUCAUGAAAAUGACCAAAAGAGUUAUGUUGACUACGGGCAAGUGAAUGCAUCAUCUGGAACAUUUUCCCAUGAAAAUGAACAAAAGAGUUAUGUUGACUAUGGGCAAGUGAAUAAUCAUCAGCUUCAAGGGUUUGGUGCUCAAAGCCAGGAGUCCAACUGGACUGGUUCAUCAAGCAAUUACAAUCAGCCAGGUUUGAAUAUGUGGCAACAACCUGCGAAUGUUGGCAAGAGCGAGGCUCCUGUGAAUUUUAGUGGAAAGCAGCAAUGGGAGGAUGAUCACAGUUCACAUUACUCAAUGAGCAACCAUGUCAGUCAACAGAAUACCUAUGAAUCGAGGGGUACAGUCCCAUCUUACGAUAAUAAAGCAACUCAGAGUAGUACUCAUGGUUUUGUUCCUAGUUGGAACUUCAGCCAGCAGCUUAAUCAGCCGAGCAUGCAGCAGUAUGAACAAAUGCACGUGUCGAAAGAUUACAGUGGCAAUCAAAGCAUAAUUAGUGACUCACAGCAACAGUUUCAGACUGGCCAUCAACUUUCUUUCGAUCCUAAUGGGGGAAGGUCAUCUGCAGGCCGUCCUCCGCAUGCAUUGGUUACUUUCGGGUUUGGUGGGAAACUCAUUGUGAUGAAAGAUAGUUCUCUCAGUGCUUCAUCCUAUGGGAGCCAGGGUCCUCUAGGAGGCUCAAUAUCUGUCCUCAAUGUGAUGGAGGUUGUCACAGAGAAAACUGAUUCAUCAAGUGGAGGAGGUGCUCUAGAAUAUUUCAAUAUACUGAGCAGACAGUCCUUCCCUGGUCCCUUGGUUGGAGGGAAUGUUGGUAGUAAAGAGCUGAACAAGUGGAUUGAUGAGAGGAUUGCGGUUUGCAAGUCUCCUGAGGUGGACUACAGGAAAGGGGAAAUUUUGCAGUUGCUUCUGUCGUUGCUCAAGAUAUCUUAUCAGUAUUAUGGAAAGCUUCGAUCUCCGUUUGGCUCUGACACGUCCAAGGAAAGUGAUGUUCCAGAAGCAGCAGUUGCUAGACUUUUUACUUCCGCCAAGAGGAAUGGUGAGCAAUUCUGUGACUAUGGUGCUCUUGCCCACUGCUUGCAGAAAUUGCCAUCUGAAGGACAGAUGCAGGCAACUGCUGCUGAGGUCCAAACUCUUCUGGUUUCUGGUAGAAAAAAAGAGGCUUUACAUUGUGCAACUGAGGGUAAGUUAUGGGGGCCUGCACUUGUUCUUGCUGCACAACUUGGUGACCAGUUUUACGUUGACACCGUGAAGCAAAUGGCGGUUUGCCAGCUAGUGUCUGGCUCACCUUUGCGGACCUUAUGCCUGCUAAUUGCUGGUCAACCAGCAGAUGUGUUCUCUGCAGACACCACAUCUGAUAGCAGCAUUUAUGGUGCUGUAAAUAUGUCUCUGCAGCCUUCACAGCUUCAGGGUGGCACUACUGGUAUGCUAGACAAUUGGGAAGAGAAUUUGGCAGUAAUAACUGCUAAUAGAACAAAGGAUGAUGAACUUGUGCUUAUUCAUCUUGGAGAUUGCUUGUGGAAAGAUAGAAGUGAAAUUAUUGCAGCACACAUUUGCUACUUAGUUGCUGAAGCGACUUUUGAGCCAUAUUCAGACAGUGCAAGAUUGUGUCUUAUUGGAGCAGAUCACUUGAAGUUCCCUCGAACAUAUGCUAGUCCAGAUGCUAUUCAGAGGACAGAGUUAUAUGAAUAUUCAAAGCUGCUUGGUAAUGCUCAGUUUGUCCUGCUACCAUUUCAACCGUAUAAGCUUAUAUACGCACAUAUGCUGGCUGAAGUGGGAAAAGUAUCGGAGUCAUUGAAGUACUGUCAAGCGGUAUUGAAAUCUCUAAAAACUGGUCGAUUGCCCGAAGUGGACAUGUGGAGAAAACUCGUCUCAUCGCUUGAGGAAAGGAUACGGACUCACCAACAGGGUGGAUACUCCACAAACUCUGCUCCAGCAAAAUUAGUGGGGAAAUUGCUCAACCUUUUUGAUAAUACUGCUCAUCGUGUUGUUGGGGGCCUACCUCCGCCUGUACCAUCGAUGUCACAGGGUGGUGCACAAGCUAAUGAACAUUACCAGACCAUGGGGCCUAGAGUAUCAACUAGUCAAUCAACCAUGGCUAUGUCAUCACUAAUGCCUCCAGAAUCAAUGGAGCCCAUCAGUGAAUGGACCGCUGGUGGCACUAGAAUGACAAUGCAUAACAGAAGUGUUUCAGAGCCAGAUUUUGGUAGAACCCCUAGACAGGUACAUUCAUCAACGGAAGCGUCAUCAUCCAGUGCACAAGGCAAAGCAUCUGCGUCCCGCUUUGGUCGUUUCAGUUUUGGUGCGCAGCUCUUGCAAAAGACCGUGGGGUUAGUCUUAAAGCCUCGUCAGGACCGACAGGCAAAGUUGGGCGAACAGAAUAGAUUUUACUACGAUGAAAAGCUCAAGAGAUGGGUAGAGGAAGGGGCUGAAGCCCCUGCCGAAGAAGCAGCCCUGCCGCCUCCACCAACAAUUCCAGAAUUUCAUAAUGGAAUGUCAGAUUCCAACUUUAGAAGUGCUUCAAAAGACGACGGGCCUUCUAAUAACGGAAACCUGGAAUAUAAAAGCACUAGUCCUUUGCAACAUAGUUCAGGAAUUCCACCCAUUCCAUCUGCUUCAAACCAAUUUUCAGCUCGUGGACGAACGGGUGUCCGAUCGAGGUAUGUUGACACCUUCAACAAAGGUGGUGGGAACCCAACAAAUUUGUUCCAAUCACCUUCAGUUCCAUCUGUUAGACCUGCUAGUGGCGCCAAUCCAAAAUUUUUUGUUCCGUCACCUGUAUCCUCAAGUGAACAGACAUUAGAUACUACAGAUAAUGUGCAAGAAACCACAGCAACUAAUGAAAGUUCCUCAAUACCCACUGCAAAUAACUCAUUCCACUCUCCUCCUACAUCGAUGACUAUGCAACGGUUUCCAAGCAUGGACAACAUCUUAAACAACAGGACAGUUACAAACGGUAGUGUCUCUCUUUCAUCUCAUUCACGACGAACAGCUUCAUGGAGCGGAGGGUUAAACAAUGGUUACAUUCCUCCACAGAAGACUGAGGUGAAACCUCUUGGGGAGGUAUUAGGUAUGCAACCCUCGUCAUAUGUACCCAGUGAACCUUCUUUGGCACACUUGCCGAGGAAUGGUGGCAGUUUUGGGGAUGAUCUUCAUGAAGUAGAACUUUGAGCCGCGGACAAGUAAAUUGUCAAGUUUUUGAAUGAUCCUAAUCAUGCCCUUCGUCUCCCAGUGCAAAAUGUUGGUAGCCGCAGUAUCGGGGUGGAUUGACCGAGAUAAUUUAUUUUCUUUUCCCCUUUAUCUUCCACCCCAGUUGUAUGUUAAUUUUGGUAUACUGUUGAGCCUACUUAAAUAUUUACUUUUAGGGUUAGGUUUGUUUGUUCUUCAGGAGUCGAACACCAUGUGAUGCUUAAGGAGCUGGUGUUCUUAGUAUAAAGGGAUGGAAGCGUGCAACGGCUCUGAUGUACAGUUCAUUUUUUCAUUUAUUCCAGAAUGAAAAUGUCCAUUGAAGAAGAUAGGAGAAACGUGAUGCGAAAUUCGCGGAAGGAGAAAGAUAUAGUGUAUUAACUAGGAAAAUAAGAUUGCCUUGCCUCUUUGUUGCAUUCCAAGGCCCGGAGAGGUUCAAAUUAAGAAAGGGCAGGCAAGAGGUUAAAGUCAGUUUUUGUUGAAUCCAAUUCUUUGGCUUUUGUGAAUGCAAACAGUGAGAUAAAAUUCUUCUUGUUACUUUAUUUAGGACGCUUCAUCCUUCUA